AUGAAAGGAACGAGUGGCAAUUUUAAGUCCAUAAAGUAUCGUGUUGAUGAGCUUAAUGAGGAGACAUACACAUAUAAGUACACAUUGAUCGAAGGUGAUGGACUGGCAGACAACCUUGAGAAGAUAACUUAUGACGUGAAGUUUGAGCAGUCAGCAGAUGGUGGUUCCAUCUCUAAGGUGACUAGCACAUACUAUACUGUGGGAGAUUUUAAGCUCAAGGAUGAGGAAAUCAAGGCAGGCAAGGAGAAGGUUUUGGCGAUGUUCAAAGCUGUAGAAGCCUAUCUCCUCCAAAAUCCUGAAGCUUAUGCUUAG
Molecule: messenger RNA, 312 nt
Organism: Capsicum annuum
Lineage: Eukaryota; Viridiplantae; Streptophyta; Magnoliopsida; Solanales; Solanaceae
Product: major allergen Pru ar 1
Exons: 2
Coding region: 1-312 (103 amino acids)
Biological process (GO): abscisic acid-activated signaling pathway; defense response
Cellular component (GO): nucleus; cytoplasm
Molecular function (GO): abscisic acid binding; signaling receptor activity; protein phosphatase inhibitor activity
Source: RefSeq, a predicted model, not a curated record